Molecule: messenger RNA, 663 nt
Organism: Caenorhabditis briggsae
Lineage: Eukaryota; Metazoa; Nematoda; Chromadorea; Rhabditida; Rhabditidae
Exons: 3
Coding region: 1-663 (220 amino acids)
Source: RefSeq, a predicted model, not a curated record
AUGAAAGAAAUUCUAGAAUUUGAACAUGCUGAAAAAAGUUUAUACUACAGAUUCCGAAAUAUUCUGGCUCCAAAUCUUCAUUUCACCAAUUUCGAUGUGGAAACUAAAUUAAAGAUUGCAAAAAAGUUUAAUUUGAUUUUGAAUGCCGACUUCAUACAAGAACUGAAUAAAUCGUGGGAUUUGAUUUUCGAUGCGGUUGGUUGCGUUGAGGAGUUUUCCUGGAAGUCUCUCACCGAUUCGGAGAAUAGAAAACGAACUUCAUCUGAGGAUUUCGCUAAUGGAAAUUCGAAAAAAAUUAAAUAUAAUUUCCCAGAAAUGGAAGAUUAUCAAGCACCGAACACUUCAACAGAUGCUUCAUUUUAUCAAAACCUACAGAAAAUCAUAUCAAAUACAAUAGAGACUGCUAAUAGAGCAUUAAUAGAAGAAUUAAAGUCUCAAAAAACCGAAAUCGUUGUUUCUUCGAAACCACCAACUUCAAACGGACUAAAACACUAUUUGGACGGUCUCAGAGGUUUGGUAAAUCACAUCGAAUCUUCUGAGCUCACAGACAUUACGAAAAGAAUAGAUUCUCUUGAAAAAAGCCUCGAUGACACAGAGAAACCCCUUCCGAUUUCUCAUAUUCGUGCAAUGCUUGAUUUCGGGUUAAAAACUAUUGGUGGGUAA